Oncorhynchus tshawytscha (Chinook salmon) is the source of this 1130-nucleotide messenger RNA. RefSeq lists its product as uncharacterized. NCBI's taxonomy places the organism in Eukaryota, Metazoa, Chordata, Actinopteri, Salmoniformes, Salmonidae. The transcript has 5 exons. The coding region runs from base 104 to 1129 and encodes 341 amino acids. The record is from RefSeq and is a predicted model, not a curated record.
CCACUACCCGACCCGUUGGUUUGUUUCCGGAAGUACAUUUUUUGGGGGUGGAUGCUUAUUGUGUUGACUGGCUAGCAAACUAGCUGCUCAUAGACACUUUGCCAUGAUGUCCGCAGCCAUCAUAACCUUCCAGUCUCAGCUCUCCGGGGUCAUGGAGACGGUCCUUAAGUCAGCCAUGUAUGAGAUCACCAGGCUGGUGGAGGAUAGUUUCCUGGAGGAGGUGUCCCGGAACCGGGAGCAGGUCGAGUCACUGAAGAAGCGGCUGCAGUGGUCGGAGAACAGAGAGGGAGACCAGAGGGGAAAGUGUGGGGACUGUGGGAGAGCUGGCAAGGAAGGUCAUGAGAUAAGCUUAGGAACUUCACAGACAGGUGUGGAGAGGGGGCGUGGCCUGAAGCAGGAGAAGGUAUCAGGGGAGGAGUGGAGCAGCUGUGGGGGUGUGGCCAGGGAAACAACCUUCAAUGAUCUGGAGGAGGCUGAGAUCACCAGCCCUAGGAGAAUCUCUGAGUCCACAAAGGUCGGAGGUCAGAAGCUGGACAGUCUGCUGAAAGAGGAGGCUCUCCACAACACUGAGCUACAGGAGAGAUGGGAGUUCUGCCUGGAUGAGGCUGAUGGUUCAGACGUCUCUGGGCCCAGUAAGAGUUUUAUUCAGCAGGAGCUACAUCAGUGCCAAGAUGAGUGGAGAUCCAGUCUAGACCAGAGGCCUGAACCACCAGGCCCCGAGGGAGACUCGGGGGACCCCACCGACCCUCUCUACCGCCCCCACUACAGCAUGGAGGAACUAGGGGGUGACUUUGAGAAGUCUGGUUACGGCAGUAGCGGUAGUGGCGACCAUCUUCUAGACAUGGAAGGGCUGGAUAGGCUUCCUGGUUCUCCGCCUCGUCUGGGAGCGCUGAGCUACGGAGCUGCAGGUCACUACCAGGUGAACCUGGGGGGGUUUAAGGGGGGCGACCAUCACCAUCGCUCCCACAUGCCUGGCCCCCAUCAGAGCCGGAGGGAGCAGGUGGGGUCGCCAACGCCAUCCCCCCACCCAGAGGUGGGAGACCUGAACUGCCUGUUGAUCAACGAGGAGGGGUACCUGCAGGACUCCAGCGUCUUGUACCCUGAACACGGGGUCCCAGAGUCAGGGUAGC